AUGCAGAGCCCCUCCAUCGUCACCUCUGCAGUCACCACGGCUGGACUGGAAGACACAGAGGACCAGAGGAAUCCUUCACUUGUGAACAUGGGAGCCAUGAUUGGGGUGGUGGUGGCCACGGCUGUGCUCAUAACCCCCGUCUAUGUGAUGCUGAUCUUCCUCUGGUGGAAGAAAAGAGGGAUUUCUGACAUGGCUUCGGUCCUGCUUCUGCUGCUCCCAGCAGCAUGCCUGCAAACUGGGAACCCAGCAGGAUUCAACAGAGAAAGAUCCUUUGGUGUCAACCAACCAGCACUCCUCUCUGGUGUCCAGGGCGGCUACAUCGAGAUCCCCUUCUCCUUCUACUUCCCCUGGGAGUUGGCACCGGAUCCACAGAUGAGGAUUCUCUGGAGAUGGAUGCACUACCAUGGAGAAUUUAUCUACAACUCCUCCUCGGGUUUCAUCCAUGAGCAUUUCAAGGGCCGGCUCAUCCUGAACUGGACACAGCCUCAGACAUCUGGAGUCCUCAGAAUCCUGGACUUGAAGGAGAAGGAUCAGAACCCAUACUUCUGCCGAGUUCAUCUGAACACGAAACAUGGCAUAGAGCAGUGGCAGUCAAUUGGUUGGACCCAACUCACCAUCAUCCCUAGGAAGCACAUCCCAGCCCCCAGGACCAUGGCUCCAAGUCCCACCCCUGCAACUUCUGCACACACCAAAAAUAUCCUCAUGGCCACAGAAGGUCAGAUGAGCGUAGAAAAUCAGACCCUGCAUCUGGGAAUCAGAUUUGGGGUGGUUUCCUGUCUCGGGCCUACUUUGGCCUAG
Chionomys nivalis (European snow vole) is the source of this 798-nucleotide messenger RNA. RefSeq names its product paired immunoglobulin-like type 2 receptor beta-2. NCBI's taxonomy places the organism in Eukaryota, Metazoa, Chordata, Mammalia, Rodentia, Cricetidae. Bases 1 to 798 code for a protein of 265 amino acids. The record is from RefSeq and is a predicted model, not a curated record. Gene Ontology annotation, molecular function: MHC class I protein binding. The transcript has 5 exons.